AAUUAAUAUAAAUGACUUGUUUUGUUAUCUAAUGCAAUAGUAUUCAUGCAUUAUUAUGAAGCUGUUGGAUGUAUUAUGAUACCAUUUAGUCUUUAUUUACCUUCUGUAGACGUGUGUGUGUUUAAGCACCUGCCCUUUGUAAACAUACAUUCACACUAAAAGAUUACACGACUGUACUUUAAUGUAUUUACUUGUGGAUAAACUUUUUACAUUUUCUACAAAAGUAAAGAAAAACAACACCGCUCUCUGCCACUUCUUUAUGUUUAUUAGUUAAUACGAGUGUUGAGAUUAUCUUCAUGAAUCAAACAUCUGGUGUUGAGGAACUGUCAGUCAGAGACGUCACGGUCAAACCUCGGCAGAAGACGAUGCUUCAUUUCUCUAGUGGAGAGAUUCUGACAGAUUCUGACAGUGAGGAAGAGGAACAUGAGCUUCAUCAAGAGUCCUGUGUUUCUCAGCAGGAAAACUGGACAUUGAAGGAACGUUCUUGCUUUUGGGGGACACAAGUUUUUAAAGUGUCUUUAAGAAUUUGUGAUUUCCUUGGAGAGAAAAUGGCUGGUUUACUGGGGCUGAACGCUGCUAAAUACCAGUAUGCCAUUGACCGGUAUAACAGAGAUCACCUGAAUGGAUCAGGAAAGAUUGACUCCCGAGAAAAACCAGAGAGCAUUCAUCUGUCUCAGAUUGUGAAUAAACAGUAUGGAUCCAACUUCAAAACCCCAAAAACCCUGAAAGAGAUGCCAUGAGAGAAAUCUGAGAAAUAAAACUUUAAUGAAAAAUGAAAACUGUGUGAGCUGUGAAACUGAGGCAACAAAAUAUUAUGUUUUAAUAUAUCAGUGGUUUAUGAUUUGAGUUGGUUUUACUACAGCUAAAACAACAUAGUUACUCCAUUGUAAUCAAUACACCAAAAAAACAUGGUUUCUACACUUUUACGACAAAAAACAUGUUUCAUUUUUGUAAGGGUUGCUAUGAUACUAACCGAAUGUUAAUGAACUGGUUUAUUGUGAUAACUUUGAUUGACUAAAGCAGUCUUUUGUGAACAAACUGCCUCUGAAGCAAUUGUCUGCUGAUUCACAAGCCGACCAAUUUUUUUCUCUUGACCUUUAUCAUCUUUCAUGUUCCUUUGCUGUUAACAGACCCAGGACUAUUUUCAUCUGGUCAGAUGUGUCAUGUUUUCACUUGUGUCUGGGUUACGUUGGUUCUGGAUCUUUAAACAUUCUGUUUUCUGGUUUUCACAGUUUUUACAAUUUAAAAAAAAAAUGUUGUUUGUGUUACAGCAUAAGACUCUAUUCUCUCUCUUUUUUAAACAGCACAUUUUAAAUCAGUGUUGUCAAAACAUGUAAGCCUAUUUAAAGGGACACUCCACUUUUUUUUGAAAAUAUGUCCCCUGCUAUUGAAAGUAACCAAGGGGACUAUUUUCGGCUGCUGCGUAAUAUCAUUGUGCGACGCCUCCUGCAGCGAUGUUACAGCAGCAAAGUCCUUGAUAAUUACGCCAAAAUAAGAGUAUAGUUCCAUAUCUGCCUAAAAAAAUCACAACUUUUAAUUUUCCGUCAGUCGUAGUACACGAUUUAACUACAGAAGUCAAGUUUUAAAUAGGAAAAAUAUCGAAACUCUUUGGUUAUUUUUUAGCGCGAUGCUAAUGGUCUAACCAGAUUCAAUUGACUAUGCUAAGCUAUGCUAAUAGUGGUACUGCCAGACCCGGAGAUCAGCUGAAUGGAUUACAAAACUUUAAAAAUCAAAUGUUUAACUCUAGGAGAGCUGGAAAAUGAGCAUUUUUUUUUUAAAUGGAGUGUCCCUUUAAUCUACAUAGAAUAAAAUAAACAACAAAAAUCAAGGAAGGAGAGAGUGGAAGGCUGUUUUGCCUCUCCAUUAGUAAACAUUUUUUGG
Molecule: messenger RNA, 1881 nt
Organism: Misgurnus anguillicaudatus (oriental weatherfish)
Lineage: Eukaryota; Metazoa; Chordata; Actinopteri; Cypriniformes; Cobitidae
Product: protein FAM177A1
Source: RefSeq, a predicted model, not a curated record